Pelodiscus sinensis (Chinese soft-shelled turtle) is the source of this 5269-nucleotide messenger RNA. It is a transcript of the gene CTNND1, whose product is annotated as catenin delta 1. Lineage: Eukaryota; Metazoa; Chordata; Testudines; Trionychidae. Gene Ontology annotation, cellular component: adherens junction; nucleus; plasma membrane. Gene Ontology annotation, biological process: cell-cell adhesion. Gene Ontology annotation, molecular function: protein binding. The record is from RefSeq and is a predicted model, not a curated record.
GGGCUUGGAAAGCUCAGUUUGUUACCAUCACCCCCGUCAGCUUGUCUUUGGCUGGGUCGGGUGCAACUUCCAUUUUAGGUGUUGGAUCUGAAAGAGGAGGCGAGGGGGGAAAAGCCAGGAAGGAUCCCAGAAGAGAAAGAGGUGGAGAAACAAACUCCUGGAUUUCGCCAGCGCAGCCCCUGAGAAGGGAGAAAGCCAGGCUCUCUUCCCUCCUGUUUCCUCAUUGGUGGUGGCUGGGCUGCUUCUCCCAUGAUUUUUUGCAUCUAGACCUGGCUGUGCUGUGCCUUAGCCAAUCGAAUCCCAUCUUCCUUCCUUACAGUGAGGAGCUCCUCCCCCUCUGUCUCCUUCCCCGCCCCCCUGUCUGACGCUGGUUCUCUCUCACGCCCCGUGCCCUACGCCCUCCCUCCCCCCUGUGCGGGGCCCUCGUCAUGGACGACUCAGAAGUGGAGUCAACUGCCAGCAUCCUGGCCUCCGUCAAGGAGCAGGAGGCGCAGUUUGAGAAGCUGACCCGGGCGCUGGAGGAGGAGCGGCGCCACGUCUCGGCGCAGCUGGAGCGCGUCCGGGUCUCCCCGCAGGACGCCAGCCAGACGAUGGCCAACGGUACCCUCACCCGCCGGCACCAGAACGGCCGUUUCCUGGGCGAUGCUGACCUGGAAAGGCAGAAGUUUCCAGAUCUGAAACUCAACGGACCACCGGACCGCAGCCACCUCCUGUACAGCACUGUCCCCAGGAUGCAGGACCCAGGGCAGAUUGUGGAGGAGACAUACACCAUGGAGGAGGAUCCGGAGGGCGCCAUGUCGGUUGUGUCAGUGGAGACGUCGGAUGAUGGGACAACCCGGCGCACAGAGACCACGGUAAAGAAGGUGGUGAAGACUGUGACCACACGGACAGUACAGCAGGUCCCCGUUGGGCCAGAUGGGAUACCUGUGGAGGGUUCUCCUGUCUCCAACAAUUACAUCCAGACCAUGGACAGGAACUUCCGUAAAAAUGGCAACGGGGGGCCUGGCAGCUACAUGAGCCAGCCUGGCACUGCCACCCUCCCCCGCAACUAUCACUACCCAGAUGGCUAUGGCCGCCCCUAUGAGGACGGCUACCCUGGUAGCGACAACAACUACGGCAGCCUGUCUCGUGUGACCCGUAUUGAUGAACGUUACCGUCCCUCCAUGGAUGGCUACCGGGCCCCCAGCCGGCAGGAUGUCUAUGGUCCCCAGCCACAGGUGCGGGUAGGGGGAAGCAACGUGGACCUAAACCGCUUUCAUCCAGAGCCAUACGGGCUGGAGGAUGACCAGCGCAGCAUUGGCUAUGAAGACAUGGAUUAUGGGAUGAUGCCGGACUAUGGCACAGCCAGGCGGGCAGGGACUCCUUCGGACCCCCGGCGGCGACUUAGGAGUUAUGAGGAUAUGCUGGUGGAUGAGGUGGCCCCUGAUCAGUACUAUUGGGCCCCACUGGCCCAGCAUGAGCGGGGCAGCCUGGCGAGCCUGGACAGCCUGCGGAAGGGAGGGCCUUUGCCAGCCAACUGGCGCCAGCCAGAGCUGCCGGAGGUGAUUGCUAUGCUGAGCUUCCGGCUGGAUGCGGUGAAAUCCAACGCAGCGGCCUACCUGCAGCACCUGUGCUACCGCAAUGACAAAGUGAAGACGGAAGUGCGCAAGCUAAAGGGCAUCCCGGUGCUGGUGGGGCUGCUGGACCACCCCAAGAAGGAGGUGCACUACGGGGCUUGUGGGGCACUCAAGAACAUCUCCUUUGGCCGAGACCAGGACAACAAGAUUGCCAUCAAGAACUGCGAUGGCGUUCCCGCCCUGGUGCGGCUGCUGCGCAAAGCUCGUGACAUGGAUCUCACUGAGGUCAUCACAGGGACAUUGUGGAACCUCUCCUCGCAUGACUCAAUAAAGAUGGCCAUUGUGGACCACGCCCUGCACGCCCUCACUGACGAGGUCAUCAUCCCGCGCUCUGGCUGGGAACGAGAGCCCAACGAGGACUCCAAGCCACGCCACAUAGAGUGGGAGUUGGUGCUCACCAACACAGCUGGCUGCCUUAGGAACGUGAGCUCGGAGCGGAGCGAGGCUCGUCGAAAACUGCGCGAGUGCGACGGGUUGGUGGAUGCCCUGAUAUACAUAGUCCAGUCAGAGAUUGGCCAGAAAGACUGCAACAGCAAGUUGGUGGAGAACUGUGUCUGCCUGCUGCGGAACCUGUCGUACCAAGUUCACCGUGAGAUCCCGCAUGCCGAGCGCUACCAGGAGACUCCCCUUAACCCUGCCAGCAAUUCUGGGCCCCAUGCUGCCAGCUGCUUUGGUGCCAAGAAAGGCAAAGACGAGUGGUUCUCCAAAGGUAAAAAACCUCUAGAAGAGCCUGGUACUGAUGCAGUGGACUUUCCCAAAAGAACAAGCCCUGCAAAAGGGUAUGAGCUCCUCUUCCAACCAGAAGUAGUUCGGAUAUAUAUCUCGCUGCUGAAGGAGAGCAAAACCCCUGCUAUCCUAGAGGCCUCAGCAGGAGCCAUCCAGAACCUAUGUGCUGGUCGCUGGACGUAUGGCCGGUACAUCCGUUCAGCACUGCGCCAGGAGAAGGGGCUCUCCGCUAUUGCCGACCUCCUGACUGACGAGAGUGAGCGGGUUGUGAAAGCAGCAUCUGGAGCCCUGCGCAACCUCGCAGUGGAUUCCCGCAACAAAGAGCUGAUAGGUAAACAUGCAAUCCCAAACCUAGUGAAGAAUCUGCCAGGUGGGCAGCAAACCCCAGCCAAGAACCUGUCUGAGGACACGGUGGUAUCGAUCCUGAAUACAAUCAAUGAGGUCAUUGUGGACAACCUAGAGGCAGCAAAAAAACUGAGGGAGACUCAGGGCAUUGAGAAGCUGGUGCUGAUCAACAAAUCAGGGAACCGAUCAGAGAGGGAAGUCAGAGCUGCUGCCCUAGUCCUGCAGACAAUCUGGGGGUAUAAGGAACUGCGGAAGCCACUGGAGAAGGAAGGAUGGAAGAAAUCUGACUUCCAGGUGAAUCUAAACAAUGCCUCUCGGAACCAGGGAGGUAACUCAUUCGAUGACAGCACCUUGCCACUCAUUGACAGGAACCAAAAAGCAGAUAAGAAAUCCUCCCGAGAGGAGAUCCAGAUGAGCAACAUGGGACCAGAGAACAACUACUCUACACUGGACACGAGAGACCACAACAGAACCCUAGACCGGUCUGGAGACCUGGGUGAUGUGGAGCCACUGAAGGGAGCACCGCUGAUGGAGGAGGAAGGGCAGGAAUCCCUGCAUGAGGAGGAUGAUGACUCAUUGGCUUAUCCCCCUAUGCAGAAGAUCUAGUCUCCUCCCUGCCUCCGCUCAGUUUGGGUUUUAGUAUGUUAUAUACAACUCUUAGUGGUGGAAUGGACUGAUUUUUUUUACCUUACUUUUGCUGGACUGUUUGUGCCAACUACCCAGCCAAAUGAUUGGCCCUCUGCACCCUUUCUGCCUGGAAGUGGGGGACAUCUGGACAGGGCCCCCUCCCUCCCUUCUGUAGAUGGCUGCACCUUGAUCCUUGGACGCCUUUUAUCUUUCCUUCCAAGAGCAACUCCUGCAGACCAAAUACUUCUGAUGACUCUCACUGGAGCGGCUAAGGCAGACUCUCUUCAAGGAACUCCUCCUCUGACACUACCAGCUCCUGUAGCACUCAGAGCACACAGUGGAUCUCAGUGGAGCCCUGUUGUACCAGGACUACUUUCUCCUUUAAGAGACAUCCGCUCUGCUUGUGGAGGCAGGGGUCAAAGGCCACCACCUCCUUCUCUUAGCCUAUAGAAUAUAUUUUUGUGUGAUCACUUGGCAACAAAGGAUGCUGGGAAUAUGGGGACAUUCCAGGCAGUGGUGAUGGGAGGGGCAGGGACUGGCAGUUGCUGGGAAGGGGAGGGGGAAAAUCAUGACUCGUCUCAUGAUUUGAAUGCCAGAUGGCUGGGGGGGUGGGGUCUGUCCUGAGUUGACUUAAUCUAUUUGGUUGGCCUAUCCCCUCUUAAAUAGGAGGGAGGAGGGCGUGUAAAUGGAUGUGUGGGGGAUGGGGAUUGGAUCACUUUACUCCCCACUCUUUCAUGGGGCCUAGGCGUGAGUGUGUUCAUCUAGACAGGUUGUCUGCAGGGGGGAGGAGGUAGUUGAGAGAGGAGCCGGCUUGGGGGAGAGGUUGAGGGGGAGAAUCCUGAUGGCGCACAGGCAGGGCUGGCUCUCAGAUGGGAAAAGGAUGUGGGGGGUUCUUUAAGGGAUGCAUGGAUUUGUUAACUGGCCUGAGUCUGAGAGGUGCCAUGACUUUAGGAUAUGCCAGGAGAGGGGGUGAUGGAUUGGGAUGGGUGGGGGUAGGAAGUGAAAACCCCAGCCCAAACACGUCGGGUGAAUGCGGCAGUGUCUGUCGGUCUCUCGACAUGUGCCUUUCUUUGCCACUGUGAAACAGUUUCUUCCAACUCCAUAGGCUCUCUUGCCUUUUAGAGGAGGAGUAUGUUUGGAUUUAAGGGGUUGGGGAUCUCUGACAUAGACUAGCUCCUACUCUCCUCCCCACUUGAGAUUCUGGCCUUAGUGUGGAUAGCUGGAUUUCUAGGAAUGUUUGGGCAGGGGAGAUCAAUAGGAGCUCCUCUGUCGUCCUUUAAUGCUCACUGGCAUGAGGUGGGCAAGGGAGAGCACUGUCGGCCUGCACGGAAUGGCCUGCUGAGACAGGAAGCUUCAGGGACUCAGGUGGGAACACCAAGUGGUCCAUUCCAUUCAGCCAGGUGAAAGGGGGAACCAUGGGAGCUCUGAUGAAGGGGGUGUGUCUUUGCCUCCCCAUGGAAGAUAUUCCUAGCCCCUCUCCUGUACAUAGUGCAACUGGAAGCUUCCCCCUGAGGCCACAAACUGGACCUGGGUUGCUCUAGGUUGUGUACUCAGAUGGGAUUCUCAUCUCGUCCCCCUCCCACUAUGCAUGCACUACACAAGGGGGAAGGUCUGGGUUGGAAGAUCUGUGCCUCUCCAACCCCAUCUCUGUCGCUUCCAGCCUCUUUUUCUUGGAAGGGACUGAAGUACAAAUCCAAGCUGUCUUUCUGGGGUCUGACUCUUAAUGUAUGUAAAACACUAAUUCCUUUUUUUAAUUCCAGAUGAACCAAAAACUCCUCCUUUCCCUCAGACUGCUCUAGCGCCUGCAGCGGGGAACCAAUAACUAUCUUGCUCUCUUCUACACCCCUUGAGCUGGGGUGUGGAGAACCUGUUCUUUGUCUGAUUGCUGCGCGCACUCUUGUAAUGCUUUUAAAACAAAAUGAUUUUUUAUAUAAAUAAAAAGUUUUUAAAGUGUG